Olea europaea var. sylvestris is the source of this 2232-nucleotide messenger RNA. RefSeq names its product RING finger and transmembrane domain-containing protein 2-like. The record is from RefSeq and is a predicted model, not a curated record. Gene Ontology annotation, biological process: positive regulation of ERAD pathway. Lineage: Eukaryota; Viridiplantae; Streptophyta; Magnoliopsida; Lamiales; Oleaceae. The transcript has 9 exons. The coding region runs from base 501 to 1955 and encodes 484 amino acids. Gene Ontology annotation, molecular function: ubiquitin protein ligase activity.
UUUGCCAAAUACACCUUAGUAGCCGGUCUCUCCACCCCGCAAGAGGUGCGGAGGUGGAUUCACGUUACAGGUGGAGGUUCGCCCGUUCACACCUUUCAUCCGCGCCACUAUUAUUACACAAGAGGACUUGUAUCUCAUUCAAUUCAAUUUCCGUUGCUCUCUCUUCUUCUCGCGCUCUUCCAAAUGCCAAUCUAAGGACCUAACAGAGGAGGAGAAGAGAGACGCACAAAACCAAACGCCGAUUGAACCACCCUCGUCCGCUUCUAAUUUCUGCCUCGAUGCAACGAUAAUACUGGUGGUUCCACCUCAUUCCAACCCUCAUUUUCUGUGAUUAUUCGGAUUAUGAUUUGAUAUUUCCUCCGUUUCAUCUCCAUUUUGUUUUACAUUAUUUUUGGGGUUUUCUGUUUCAAUGAAUCAUCUUUCCUUUUAUUGACUCGAAAGGAUCAUCCACGGAGUUUCGAUCCUCAAGGCUUAGGUUUAGGGUUAGGGCAUCGACUCAAAUGGAAGCGUCCGGCGGAAAUUCGGAUUCUUACAGAGGUGUUUCUUCCACAACCAGCUCUCAUUCUAGAAGACACGGAAUGAAUUUAACUGCUUCUAGUAUUCUACGAUUGCCGCUGUCUACAUUGUUGGAAUACACUGGUGUUAUUAGGACCAGGUCCAUUCAGUCAGAAUCCGAUGCUUUGUUGAACACUGGGCCCUCUGUUGGUUAUCGAGACCACAUGCGGCUGCGUCUUGAAGACACUGCAGUCUCCCCAGCAGACAACGUGGGCAGUGGUGCAGGGGAAGUUUCCAUUAGAAUAAUAGGUGCUGGUGAACAUGAGCAUGAUAGGGUGGGGAAUGUGUUGCCUUCAUCACCGACAGUUGGCCAGCUGAGUGGGCAAAAUGAAGCCUUUGUGCAGCCGAUUUUAAAUUCGAGCUCUGCUGUUUCAGUGUCAUCGUCAUUGGAGAGUCAAUUGGAUUUGAGGGAUGAUCGCGAGGCAGGAGGAGGAGUUUUGUUGUCCGUGAAUGCAAGUGGUAAUCCAGAGGCUGCUGAGGGAGUUGAGGGUAAUGACAGGGAUUCGUCUUCUUACCAGAGAUACGAUAUACAGCAGGCUGCUCGGUGGAUCGAGCAGGUCCUCCCUUUUACAUUGCUUCUGUUGGUUGUUUUUGUUCGGCAGCACUUGCAAGGUUUCGUUGUUACCAUUUGGAUUUCUGCUGUAAUGUUCAAGUCAAAUGAUUUUUUACGGAAACAGACAGCACUUAAGGGUGAGAGGAAAAUAUCUGUUCUCAUUGGCAUUGUUAUUCUCUUCGUGGUUCAUGUGGUUGGGGUUUACUGGUGGUACUGGAGUGAUGAUCUUCUAUUUCCAUUGUUGAUGAUUCCACCAAAGGCUAUACCACCUUUCUGGCAUGCUAUAUUCAUUAUCAUGGUGAACGAUACUCUGGUCCGUCAGGCUGGUAUGAUCUUCAAGUGCUUUCUAUUGUUGCAUUACAAGAACAGCAGAGGCCGAAACUACCGUAGACAGGGUCAAAUGCUGACUUUGGUUGAGUACCUACUGCUGCUUUACCGUGCUUUGCUGCCAGCUCCUGUAUGGUAUCGUUUCUUUCUGAACAAAGACUAUGGAAGCCUUUUCUCAUCACUGAUGACUGGGUUAUACUUGACUUUCAAACUCACAUCUAUUGUUGAGAAGGUUCAAUCUUUCUUUACUGCCUUGAAAGCAUUAUCGUGUAAAGAUAUCCAUUAUGGAGCUUAUGCAACAUCUGAACAGGUUAAUGCAGCAGGGGAUUUGUGUGCCAUUUGCCAGGAAAAUAUGCACGCACCAAUCUUAUUAUGCUGUAAACACAUAUUUUGUGAGGAUUGUGUGUCUGAAUGGUUUGAGAGAGAACGUACAUGUCCUUUGUGCCGAGCUUUGGUGAAACCUGUGGAUCUCAGAUCAUUUGGUGACAAAUCUACAAGUCUAUUUUUUCAGUUAUUCUAAACUGCCAGUGAGUAUAACUGGGAAGUUUUCUGCUUUGAAGCCUAAAUUGUCAUCCAGAGCAGCUGUCUCCUGAUCAUCUUGUUAUAUGGAAAAUUUAACUGUAACUAUUAAAAGUUGCUGGUGAUGUUGAAACUUAGUCUGGGGUCGGCUUUGUCUGUUGUUGGGUUGUAAUGAGAAAUGUAUGUAAUGGGUUCCUAAAGCGACAGGAGUUAUAUUUUUAUGAUAUAUACACAAAUGCAACAGUUAGAGCCAUAUAUGAGAGCUUUUCAAGUCAGAA